AUGUCCUUAACCGGUCUGCCUCGUGAACUACGCGACGCAAUAUACAUCUACUAUGUAACGGAAGAAGAUGGCUACCAUUACGACCUUUCCUCAGGAAAACUGCGCACGUCAACCAACGAGCGCAUCGAUACCCUGUCGCUAAUGCAUGUAUGCAAGGGCAUUGCUUCUGAGAUGCGAGGCGUUCAUUUUGUGAACAACACGGUCCACUUCUCAACGACCCCCCUACCUACCGACCGAGGCAGCUCACGAGCCAGACACCACGGCUACCUCCUGGAAGAUCUGUACACAGCCAAACGUCUCGUGUUACCUUGGGUCCGCCAAUAUAUCAGCAACGACAUUGCUCAGCGAGUAAUCGACCGAUUUCCAAAGAGCGAAGCCUUACUGCGACACUUGAUGAGCACGAAGAGGAGAAUCUGCCAAGGCUUCGAGCAACUAGGCAAAUCCGGCGAUUGGGGGCAAGCGCCCUCCUUCCACCGGGACACCAUCGAUGAGCUACUCAACCUAGUCGCCCAAACCCCCGCUGUAGGCGAACUGACUCGCAAGGUCCUCGAGAGACAGGGCUUUCGAUUCCGUCAUGAGCAGAAUGUAGCAAGCCUUUAUCAGUUACAUCCCAUCGCUUGGCGCCUCCCGAACAAGCAAGAGUCCAAGAUCGUUGAGGACCAGUCGCCAAUCGGACCGCACAACCCUUGGCGCGAGCGAGUGCGGGAUCGCACUAGAUAUUACAUCUCUGCUGCUUCACAAGCGGCGGAUUUUCUCUCGAAGCUACAACAGCAGCAUCGCGUCCAUAUUCGCUCCGUCGAUCUCCAUGAAACACACGCUGCUAUUUCAUACCCAGAAUGUCAUGCGCGGGCCCUGAUACCUUUCGCCAUCGAGAACCCCAAGCUCAAGAUCAUCCGCUAUGCAGACCUCUGGGGCGGUGUCUUGACUUCGUUGCAGUCGGCUCGCUUUGAAGAGCACCGCUCCGAUCCUGGUCAGGGAGUUGGGCCAAUGCGCACCAUGUAUGCCUGGGAACUGACCAAAACCAUCGCCCCCUGGCUGAUGGAAGCUAUGGCGUUACACCCAGCCGGCAUGCCCGCCAAAUGCUUCACUCUUGUCUUCAAAGGCGAGCCAGAAUUGAUGCAGCCAAUUCUCGAUAUUGUCAUCGAGGAUGCGGCGUGGCAAGAUGCGCUGCAGACCAAAUCGGACCGACAAGAACAACCACCUGUUCCCGAUCGAUCGGGAACGGGGUACAAGAGACAUUCGUGCUAUCAAUUCGAAGGGUUUCCUGGUCUCAUGCGAGACGUUAUUGCCGGUAAUGGAUCGAUUCAGUUCAACAACUGCAGUGCUCAGGGUUGGGACAUCGAGGAGCUCUUCGAAGCGAACCCUGGCUGUUCGGACACAGCUGACUGGAAUGAAGCGUGGCAGUCGAUGCGCCUUCAAGCUGUAGUCCCGCCUGCGCCGCAAACAUGGGAUGCGAUACUAUCGGAUUACGUUCAGGAGAAGGACGACGCUUAG
Alternaria novae-zelandiae is the source of this 1494-nucleotide messenger RNA. RefSeq lists its product as uncharacterized. Bases 1 to 1494 code for a protein of 497 amino acids. The record is from RefSeq and is a predicted model, not a curated record. Lineage: Eukaryota; Fungi; Ascomycota; Dothideomycetes; Pleosporales; Pleosporaceae. The transcript has a single exon.